Bombina bombina (fire-bellied toad) is the source of this 3443-nucleotide messenger RNA. RefSeq names its product integrator complex subunit 4 (gene INTS4). Lineage: Eukaryota; Metazoa; Chordata; Amphibia; Anura; Bombinatoridae. Gene Ontology annotation, cellular component: integrator complex. Gene Ontology annotation, biological process: snRNA processing. The coding region runs from base 26 to 2938 and encodes 970 amino acids. The record is from RefSeq and is a predicted model, not a curated record. The transcript has 23 exons.
UCCGAGGGUCAAACUGUAUGAAAAUAUGGCGGCGCACCUGAAGAAACGCGUUUACGAAGAAUUUACUAAAGUAGUGCAGCAGCAGCCAUUGGAAGAUCUUUCUGCUAAGAAGUUGCGACUUACAAAACCCAGCAAAUCCGCAUCGCUUCAUAUUGACCUUUGCAAAGCAACAUCUGCAGCUGAUGCCCUACAGUACCUCCUACAGUUUGCACGGAAACGCGUCGAGGCAGAUAGCGUGGAAGGUGUUGUGAGAAUCCUUUUGGAGCAUUAUUACAAGGAGAAUGACACAUCAGUGAGGGUGAAGAUUGCAUCUUUGCUGGGUUUGUUAUCCAAGACCUCUGGGUUUUGCCCUGAUUGCAUAGUGGACGAUGUGAUCAACACACUUCAAAAUGAGAAAUCUCAUCAAGUCCUGGCUCAGCUGCUUGAUACACUGUUAGAAAUUGGGAUGAAGUUGUUAGAUAAUGCGCCUCUUCGGAUGCGUUUGGUGGAUGUAGCUUGCAAGCAUCUGACAGACACGUCUCAUGGCGUCAGGAACAAAUGCCUGCGUCUGAUUGGCUGCCUUGGCUUUGUAGAAAAAAGCACUGGAAAAGAAGCAGAGAACACGUCUGUCAAAGAUGUCCAGAAGAUCAUCGGAGACUACUUCAGUGAUCAGGACCCUCGCGUGAGGACUGCAGCUAUAAAGGCUAUGUUACAGCUCCAUGAGAGAGGGAUGAAAUUGCAGCAGACAAUGUAUAAUCAGGCCUGCAAACUCCUGACAGAUGAUUAUGAACAAGUCCGCAGUGCAGCAGUGGAGCUUAUUUGGGUUUUAAGCCAACUCUAUCCUGAAAGCAUUGUUCCUAUCCCCUCAUCCAAUGAAGAAAUUCGCCUUGUUGAUGAUGCUUUUGGUAAAGUCUGCCAUAUGGUCAGCGAUGGUUCCUGGAUGGUCAGGGUUCAGGCCUGCAAACUCUUGGGCUCCAUGCAGCAAGUCAGCGCCCAAUUCUUGGAACAAACUCUUGAUAAGAAGCUCAUGUCAGACCUCAGGCGUAAACGAACGGCGCACGAGAGAGCAAAAGAGCUGUAUAACUCAGGGGAGUUCUCCAGUGGCAGAAAAUGGGGAGAUGAUGCCCCAAGAGAAGAACUGGAUACUGGGGCCGUCAAUCUGAUUGAAUCUGGGGCAUGUGGGGCUUUUGUUCAUGGACUGGAGGAUGAGAUGUACGAGGUGAGGAUAGCUGCUGUGGAAUCCUUAUGCCAGCUGGCCCGCUCCUCUCUUCCAUUCGCAGAGAAGUGCCUGGAUUUCCUGGUGGACAUGUUUAAUGACGAGAUUGAAGAAGUUCGUCUGCAGUCCAUCCACACCAUGCGCAAGAUCUCUGACAACAUCACCUUGAGGGAAGACCAGCUAGACACAGUGCUGGCUGUGCUUGAGGAUUCUUCUCGGGACAUCCGGGAGGCCUUGCAUGAGCUUCUCUGCUGCACUAACGUGUCCACGAAGGAAUGUAUCCAGCUUGCUCUAGUUGAGCUACUGAAGAAUCUUACUAAAUACCCCACAGACCGAGACUCCAUCUGGAAGUGUUUAAGGUUCCUUGGUAGCAGACACCCCACCCUUGUCCUUUCACUGGUACCUGAGCUCCUUAGUACUCACCCGUUCUUUGAUACGCCAGAGCCUGACAUGGAUGACCCAGCAUAUGUUGCAGUCUUGGUUUUGAUUUUUAAUGCUGCCAAGACCUGUCCCACAAUGCCUGCGUUAUUCUCUGAUCACACCUUCCGCCAUUACGCCUAUCUACGGGAUAGUCUCUCUCAUCUGGUCCCACCACUGAAUUUGCCAGGAGUGAAGUGGUCCUGGAUCCCAGAGCUGACCAGUGCUGCUCCUCAGGAGGAUCCGUCUCAGCAGUUUCUGCAGCACAGCUUAGAGAGGGUGCAUAAUCUGCAGCACCUGGGCUCACAGGAUAUACAGGAGCUGCUGGAGUUUACUAUACGUGAUCUUCAGAGAAUUGGGGAGCUGCAUUCUAAGCUGGCAGGAAUGGCAGAUUUCUCAGCAGCGUAUCUUCACUGUCACUUACUGUUGACCAAGGCCUUGAACGAGAAGCUUUGGAGUUUGGCGGCUCCUCUGUACCUGAAACACAACUCUCUGACGGCAGCUGCAGUGAAACAGAUCCUUGAAGAAACCUACAAGAUGGAAUUUAUGUACAGUGGCCUUGAGAACAGACAAGUGGCCAUAAUUCAUCAUAUGAGGUUGCAGGCAAAAGCUCUUCAGCUUCUCCUGACUGCACGUACAACUAAGGGAGUGGAGCCUCUUUUUGGGAUGUGUGAACAGUUUCUGCAAGAGGUGGACUUUUUUCAAAGGUGCUUCAUUUCUGAGCUUCCUCAUAUGCAAGAUAGCUUUUUGGAUAAGCUACUGGACCUCAUGCCGCGGUUGGUGAACUCAAAACCCUUAGAAAUGGUGAAAAUCCUGCAGACAACACUACGCCAGAGCAGUUUCCUUCAUCUGACCCUCCCAGAGCAGAUCCAGAAAGCAUCGUCCAACAUUAUAGAGCCAGCAGAAGAGUCUGAUAACCCGAUCCGCUUCACUUCAGGUCUGGUUGUUGCAUUAGAUGUAGACGCCACUCUUGAGCAUGUCCAGGAACCACAGACCACAGUAAAGGUUCAGAUCAUAUAUCCAGAUGGGCAAAUCCAAAUCAUUCACCCUAAACCAGCGGAUUUCCGGAAUCCCGGUCCUGGAAGGCACCGAUUGAUCACUCAGGUUUAUCUUUCACAUUCAGCAUGGACAGAGCCCUGUCAAAUUGAAGUGAGGUUACUUCUAGCCUACAGCUCCAGCCGAAGCAAGGUUUUAACCCGAACACUGAAGUCUUCAUGGGGUGAGAGCAUGGAGGUUGUAUCUUCCACAGACAGUUGCACCGAAGGCACCAUACCAUUCAGCAAGCCUGUCAAAGUGUUACUCAUGCCCAAACCAGCAAGGCGGUGACACCAGAGAAGAACUUCUGAACUUUAUACCAGUCUGAACUACAAACAGAACCUGGUACUGGUCAAAAUAUCAAGUCUGCAGUAUAGUUUCUGGUCCUCAAUAUUUUAAUGAACAGUCAACCCAGGAAAACUAUCCCAUUCUGAUGAAGCCCAUAAAUAAAGUAUGUUUAUAUAACUCGCUCCAUUUUUUUUUUUUUUUACUAAGAUUAAAAUGAUAUGCUACUGAGCAGAUCUUGUUUAAAUGACUCCAUCGAUUUCAGAACAUAACAACGUGGGACAUUCUUUAGAUAACUAUCAAUAUGUUUGGUACUAUUAGCCCCGUACUUACGUACAGAAUCCUUCUAAUGGUUUGUAUGCAUUAAACAGAAGAAUAUCUAUAGAAUCACGUGAUUACUUUUGUGAACACGAAGAGGAAACUUCCUUUGAGGCUCCCAGGGACAGCAGUCAUUUGUGUGUGUUAAUGUAUCUUUACAGACUAUAGAAAAUAAAAACAAACACCUGGUUUA